Molecule: messenger RNA, 2477 nt
Organism: Astyanax mexicanus (Mexican tetra)
Lineage: Eukaryota; Metazoa; Chordata; Actinopteri; Characiformes; Acestrorhamphidae
Gene: stx4
Product: syntaxin 4
Exons: 11
Coding region: 614-1435 (273 amino acids)
Biological process (GO): vesicle fusion; intracellular protein transport; exocytosis
Cellular component (GO): SNARE complex; endomembrane system; plasma membrane
Molecular function (GO): SNARE binding; SNAP receptor activity
Source: RefSeq, a predicted model, not a curated record
UCAGAGAGCUAAACUCAGGGAGCCUAGCGCUAGUGGACUUAGCAGGUUAGCUGGAGGCUAGCUAGCUCUGCUGUCAUGUAGCAUUAGCUGGCUAAACAACAUUGCAGCUAAUGUGACAUUAUAACAUAUUUAUGUAACUAUGGGGUAUUAUCCUCGUUAAAAAUCUUAAACGACAACUAUAUUAAAAUAUUUAGCUGUGCAGAAAUGUAUUAGAAUGUAGCAAACUAUCUAAGUAGUUAGCUAGCUAAAAAGCUAUCUAGCAAGCUAGCUAAGCUAACAAGAUAGUUACUCUGGCAGGCUAGUAUGUGGGUUAGUUAGCUAACCUAAAUGAGUGGAGUGUAUUUUACGGUUCUCUGAAGAUCACUAACCUGCUGUUACUCUGAUUUUCUGUUCUUUUUGAUUAGUUAUUUUGCUCGUGUUCAAGCAUAUCCAGGUCUGUCACACACAUAUACAUGAUUUUUUAAGAGGAAAGGAAAUCUAAGAGCUGCCACAGAAUUUCCACAUCCGUUUUAACCUAGAAUGUUUUGGGACCAAGGAUUUUAUUUGCUUAACAGGAAAACCUCCACAGCCUCCUGCAGAGGGUUCAGAUGAAGAUGAAGAAGGCACAGCCCUCAUGAUAAAACCAGGCACUGGAAACUCUGGAAAGGAAGAUAAAGAUAAUGAGGCUUUCUUCAGAAAGGUCCAAGAGAUCCGAGAAGGCCUUGAAACUCUUAAGAAGAAAGUGGCUGAACUGGAGAACAAACAGAAAACUGUUUUAGGGGUGGCACUGCCAGAUGACAAUAUGAAAAGGGAACUUCAAGUCCUAAGGGAUGAGAUCAAAGUACUGGCCGGACAGAUCCACAAAAAACUGAAGAAUCUUGAACCCAAGAAAACUGAUGAAGAUGGGAAAUACAUUCCUAUAAACUUAAGAAUGCAAAGAACACAGCAUGCUGUCUUGUCUCGUGACUUUGUGGAGGUGAUGGGGAACUGUAACACUAUUCAGGCCCAGUACAGAGACAGAAAUGUGGAGCGGAUACAAAGGCAACUCAAAAUCACUGGCAAUAAUGUGACAGAUGAGCAGCUGGAAUCGAUGCUUGAGAGUGGACAGACCGAUGUGUUCACACAAAAUAUCUUAACAGAUGUUAAAGCUACUAAGCAGGCACUGAAUGAGAUCGAGACACGGCAUGAUGAGAUUCUUAAACUAGAAAGAAGCAUCAGAGAUCUUCAUGACAUGUUCCAGUAUCUCGCCAUGGAGGUGGAGGCACAGGGUGAAAUGGUUAAUAGGAUUGAAAACAAUAUAAUUAACUCUACUAACUACGUGGAGAAGGCUGUUGCUGAAACUGCAGAAGCUGUUACCUCUCAGAACAAAGCCCGAAAGAAAAAGCUGUGGAUUGCAUUAUGCUGCGCAAUUUUACUUGUGAUAAUUAUUAUUGCUCUGGCUGCUAGUUUAAGCUGAGUGUUUUCAUGCUGCUGGCGUCUCCUGUCUUGAGUUUAAAAGAAAUUCCUACUGUUAUUAAAUUCACAAACCUGUUUUACACUAACAUAUUCAUCGUCAUCAUGUCCAUAGCAUUUUCAGCUCUCCCGGAUUCUCCACUCAUUUACUGUUGGAACAGAGAAAGUUUUUCUGAACUUUAAGUGUUAUGAAUAUAGUACAGGGACCUUUUCUGUAUAUUGAAUUUCAGGCAUAUUCAUUUUUAACCUUUUUAAGUUUAAAAGCUAUGAUGCACUAUGAUGGAUUUGGAUCAUCUUGGAUGGUCUUCUUUUUGAAAUCAGUACUUAUAAAAUCAUUUCGGCUCUAGAAAAGGAAAACUUCAUUUCUCAGGAAAACCAAAAUUAUUAAACAAAUUCUUAAUAUAUAAGUAGUUAUUACACCAGUGAGACCCACUGUUAGAGAUAUGAGCUAUUGCUUUUGUCUUAAUGUGUUGAUUGUUUCAUGGUGUUAUUCUGCAUAAUUGUGUAAACUAUGUAACUUUCUGAAGACUUGAAAUUUCUCAAGAUGAGCAUCCAUCACACAUCUGUACAUAGAUACACACUAAUAUGUUUUAUAUUUCUUUUACAAUGCAGUAUCUGCUCCUAAACCAUUAUAACUGCUUAUGUCAUUAAAUAACAUGAAUAAGGGCUAUUUUUAUUUCUCCAAAAGCAUCAUAGAUCUACAUGUAGUCUUUUAAUUGUGAGCCACUACUUAGAAUUGCAUGUAAGAAGUUGAAAUUGUUAAUGAAGUAAUUGUAAGAUGCAUAAAAGGUGAUCUACAGUAGGUGCUUUGUUGGGCUUUAGCAGCUUUUCAUUAUGUACUGUUAGUUUCAAGUGCCUCUGCCUCAUUGCUUUAGCCCAGGAAUCGUCAUUGUUUUACUUUACUAAGUAUCAGUGGAGAAUAAAGUCUCUGAGAGAGUGCAGUAUUUGUGGAGAAUGAUUAGGUGUCAUUUUGUACUGAACUGAUCUGAUCCCAAUUAUUUUAAUGUAGAACUAUUGUUUUUAAAUAAAAUAUAUCGUAUACUAAA